Messenger RNA from Pseudophryne corroboree (corroboree frog), 573 nucleotides. RefSeq lists its product as uncharacterized. The transcript has a single exon. Lineage: Eukaryota; Metazoa; Chordata; Amphibia; Anura; Myobatrachidae. The record is from RefSeq and is a predicted model, not a curated record. Bases 1 to 573 code for a protein of 190 amino acids.
AUGGUAAAGGCCAUGUCACCAACCAGCCAGGAGGAGAUAGAGGGAAUGAGGGAGGUUCCUUAUCAAAAUGCAGUUGGUAGCUUAAUGUAUGCAAGUAUUGGGCCUCGCCCCGACAUCACACAUGCAGUAAGCCGGGCAAGCCAGUUUGCAAUUAACCCUGGGAGGCAACACCGGAUUGCAGUCAAAAUAAUUUUAAGGUACUUAAAAGGUACAAGUUCAUUAAAGUUGAUGUUUACGAAUAUAAAAGAUAUGACUUUGGAAGUUUUCUGUUAUGCCUAUUGGGGAUCAGAUGAGGAUGACUGUCAUUCCUAUAUGAGAAACUUGUUCAUUUUGGCAGACCCAGCCGUCAGCUGGGUGAGCAGAAAGCAACCUACUGUUGCCCUAUCCACCACUGAGGUGGAGUACAUGGCACUUACAGAAACUGCAAAAGAAGCUUUAUGGAUGAAGGAAACUUUAUAUGAGCUUAGCCUUCUUUACCACAGUGAGACUAUCAACAUUGCUUGUGGUAACAAGGGAGAAAUUGAUUGGUCUUCCAGCACCAAGGAUUAUAUACAGUCCAAACAUUGCCAUUAG